Messenger RNA from Eleginops maclovinus (Patagonian blennie), 4211 nucleotides. RefSeq names its product OX-2 membrane glycoprotein-like. Bases 2607 to 3491 code for a protein of 294 amino acids. The record is from RefSeq and is a predicted model, not a curated record. Gene Ontology annotation, cellular component: neuronal cell body; axon; cell surface. Gene Ontology annotation, biological process: negative regulation of neuroinflammatory response; heterotypic cell-cell adhesion. Gene Ontology annotation, molecular function: cell-cell adhesion mediator activity. Lineage: Eukaryota; Metazoa; Chordata; Actinopteri; Perciformes; Eleginopidae. The transcript is spliced from 8 exons.
AUAAAAACAGUCCACCACAAUUGCAGCUCCCAGUGAUUUUGAUCGGUGCAGCUGUAUUCCUCAUUAUUUCUGUGGUUAUCGCCGGGUUUAUCUACAGAGCAGCACUGCAGAGAAGACGCCCCAAACACACGGAGCCAGAGGACAUAGAGCCGUACAGCACCUUCAUGCGGAAGGAGAGCGGGCUUUAUUCAACUGCCAGGAUAAAUAUGAUUACUACCAAUAAUUCAGAUGUCCCUGCCACACAGCAAACACUUUCUGGAAGCGUGUGAAAAAGCUGUUGUCCACAAGAGGACACUGUUUUAAUAAUUCAGAUCCUGGAUAUAUACAGUCUUCGUAGCCAGGCAUGCUGUGCUUGUGUUGCUGUUCUCCCUCCUGCUCUUUUCUCUUCUCCCACUCUCUUCACUGCAGCUGAUCAGUACUUGCUGGUGCACCUGAGACUGGUGGCUGAUUGGAUCCCCUCACCCUCAGCUGGCCUAUCAGCAGGCAGGGUCAUGAAGGAAGCACCCAGGAAGCUUUCUGUCUCUCAGACUUGGAUCUGCUGCUGACACCAUAGCCUGCAUGAUCCUUUUGUUAGUGUCUGAUUCUAGAGAGUAUCUUUGUUUACUGUGGAUGUGUGUGUGUGGUGGGAGAUGGAGGCGUUAGGUAAGUUUGGGGUACCCUCUACAUUUCAUCAUGUAGUUAAAACCUGUUAGACACGCUAGGUUAGUGGAUUGUUGCCACCCCUGUGUUUUGCUUUGUUCCCAGUCUUAGUAGUGCAGAGAGUGAGGGUUUUUGUUUUGGUUUUGGUUUCUAAGGUUAGGCUUAGAGAGAGGCCUUGUUUUGUAUACUUAUUUCUUUUGUUUGGCACAAUCUCCCUUGCCUCCUUCUCCUCCUCCUCCUCCUCCUCACUUAAAGAACGUUUGUUGGCAAUAUACUGUGUUGAAAGGAAUAAACCUUUUUGUUAACUUCCACUCUGACUCUCUCUAUUGGUUGUUGUGUGUUACUGUCCCCUGGUCCCCUAGCCAGGGAUUCCCAAAGUGUGGUUCAGAAAGGAUAUAUUUAAAUGACCGUAUGAAAUUCUAUUGUGGCAAUUGUUGCAUUUUGGGAUGUUACUCCAUAGUUGUGAUGGAAAAUUCUGAGGCAAUGGAGACGGAACCCAGAGAGACACGGGAGAGCAGGAACUUGAUGGCAAAACACUGAUGGAUUUGUUCGGAGUAACCUGAAUAAAGUGACUCACUGCUGAUAACAUUCUAAGUUAUAGACAGGAAUUUCUAUAUAAGGGUGUGUUAUCAGGACUAUCGACCAUUGUAGAUGUGUGACGCAAAUGUUCAUCAGGAAAUCUAGUUAUUUGAUUAUUUACAAAUGUGACCCAUGAAGUGUUCUCAUACCAAACGGAUGAAUCACUUUAGGAUGGUUUUCAGUCUAAGCCUUCAGCAACUUUAGUGAUUUUUGGGGUGAACAAAACGUUCACAUGACGCACAGAUAACCUUAAAUAGUAGAAGUGUAACUCAUGACUGAAACAAGUGUCAGCACCUGCCAGGUAGCACAGGCUGAACUGAUACUUUACAUUUACACUUUACAUGUGGCUUUUAAAUUACAAGAAAGAUAUAAUAUAGUGUUUCUGUAAUACACCUUACUUGACAUUUAAACCUGGCACUGUCCCACGAAGAGUGUUAUCUUAAUAACUUAACAGGUUUUACAGCAUGGCUAAAUGUGAUAUUGAAAAUGAAUAACAUAGGGUUAGGCACUUCAACAGAAUUAGAGCUAGGUUCUUUCCAUGGUAAACAAUUAAGUUAAGAGGAAUUAGAUGGAGACUUCCCCUUCAAUGUGUAAACAAGUAAAAACUGAUAUCAGUGUUUGAUGCCAAAUAAACCACACAGUAUGCUGGGAAAUUGAGUGUACCAUAACGUCAAGGGUUUAGCCCCGCUGUAGUCCACUCCUGGACUUCUAAACGUGCGUACAUAAUACAACCAAAAGGAUUUGAAAGUUCACUCUCAGGGGAAAUACACUUACUGUAUAUCUAUGGGAACUUAUACUUCUGCUCUGGGAUUUUUAUGUGACAAAUAACUGCAGACAUACAGUAAGUAUAACAUUGACUGGAAUUCACAGCAUUUACAAUAAUAAUAAUAAUGUGAUUUUUAAGUCGGAUAUUAACUUUGAAAUUAGAAUGUAUUGAAAACAUGUUGCAAAGCAUCUUUUGAUCACCUGUAAAAGUGCUUUUUAAUCAAUGUAUUAUAAUUAAGUUAAUAUAUUAUCAAAUUAUGCUUAAAACACUAAAGCUAAUCAUAAUGCAGUGAGGUCAGUUUUUAAAUAAUACAUUUAUUUCUACAAAUCAGUGAUAAUUGAAAAUGUAAUUGUUUACAUCUGGUAUUUGGUGGAGCUGUCUUUAAUGUGCUUUUGUUUUUACUGUUGGGCAUCUUAUAAAAGUACUUCAUCAUCCAGUGGAUUUAGAUUUACAUGAUGUAUAAAUAAUAUACAUUUGUAAUGUAUGAGUUAAUGUACUUGUAAUGUUUUUUCCCUGAUGUGACUUGCUGGUGUCAUAACUCUGGACUUUUAGUUUCAUUUCUGCUAUAUAAAAACAGGCUCUGAAGGAAGGGUUGAAUUACUCUGUCCAGCAGCUCAGCAAGAUGCUUUUGAUUCUCAGCCUGACUGCUUUGCUGUUUACAGCCACCAUGUCACUGUUUAAUGGCUAUGAAAAUACGACAGUGGCCUAUGGACAGGAUGCAAAAUAUGGAUGUGCUGUAGCCAACCCCAAAGGUGUGCAGCAGGUGACAUGGCAACGACUUUUCCCAGACAAGUCCAGAGCGAAUUUAGCAACGUACAAUAAGCGGUUUGGGGAGCAGGUAAAUGAUCCCUACAGAGGGAAGUUGAUCUUCACAGAAGCGACGCUCAGCUCAUCAUCCAUCAUUCUGGCUAACGUCACCUGGGCGGAUGAAAGCUGUUAUAUCUGCUCCUUCAACGUGUUUCCUGAGGGGUCAACGACAAGGCAGAUGUGCCUGACGGUGCGAGGAAUAUCCAGUUUUAAAACAGAAGUGCAUGCUCCCAGCAGUGACCCUGAGGCAAAGAUGGAUGAGGAGGAGGUUGUGUUCAGCUGCUCUGCUACAGGAAAACCAGCACCAACCAUACAGUGGGAAAAUCUACCUGAAGACGUCCACACACACCGGCAGCCGACUACUACAGUAACAAAUGGAGACAACACGUUUACCAGCAGCAGCAACAUCACUCUGCAACUCCCUGCAGGGUGGAAAGGACAUGUUGACUGUCUGCUGAACAGCGGAACGAUGGGACAGAGGAGGGAGACGAUUCCUUUCUCUUUACCUGCCAAGAAGACGUUGGAAGAGGAUGGGAAAACGCGUACCACCUCUGGGAUUGCAUUUGUGAUCACUGCUGUACUUUCAGUCUCUUUAGUAAUCAUUGCUGUUGCUAUAAAGCUAACAAGGUCAAAAACAACAAAAGAAAGGAAAAAGAGGAGAAAUGAUGAAAUGCCUGUUCAAACCUUUAAUAGAGUUUAAUAUACAAGCUACAAACAAAGUUCCAUACAUAGUUUUUAAAAAUAUCCUUUGCAGAGCAUGUUCAGGAGUGGUCCAAUGUUUACAAAAAGAACUGUCUACUUUCGAGUGGAAUCCAUCACAUGUAGAAAGCGCUUGAUAUUAUUCAGGGUGAGAGUGACUGCGGCAGAGUGCAAUAUUUAAAGUUUUCUUUAACGUGAAGAUGUGAAAAUCUGUUUUGGGGCAAGGUGUGCUGUGUGGGGAAGAAAGUGAAAGAAGGUACAUAACUGGAAAAUAAAAACAUAUAUUGUUGAGCUCAUUUUGCAGCAAAUUUGAACUCUAUUAAAUGAUAAGGUUUAUAUAUUUAGCGACCAGGUGUUUGUUCUAGCCAACAAUAAGCAUAUAUACUGAUUUAUUAAGUCUAAAUGAUACGUUGAAUUUAAUGUAUGUCACUAUUUCUGCACUGUUCUUGGAGUUUUGCACUUUAAUUUUGAGUCCUAAUGUUAUUUAUUUGGCUAUAGACCGCUUUUAUCAUACAGUUUAAAGAGUAAGGCUUUGUAUUUGUUUAAGUACUCAUUGUGUGUAUUCAUAUGUGCUAAUAUUAAUGUCUCCCAGUGGAUUGUUAAACUCUUAUCUGCAAUACGUUCAAUGAGCUUCUGUUGAUAUGUUAUGAAUAAUUCAUUCUCCAACUCUUGUAAUAUAUUAUAAGAUGUUUGCAUAAUAAAACCAGAGGUGUAAAGUACA